Molecule: messenger RNA, 1754 nt
Organism: Oryzias latipes (Japanese medaka)
Lineage: Eukaryota; Metazoa; Chordata; Actinopteri; Beloniformes; Adrianichthyidae
Gene: mok
Product: MOK protein kinase
Biological process (GO): protein phosphorylation
Molecular function (GO): protein kinase activity; ATP binding
Source: RefSeq, a predicted model, not a curated record
GGAAGCCGUUAGGUGACAAAAGGAACACCGUCCACGCCUUUUACACAGCAGCUGACCACCAAUUCGUCGUGUGUGAUUUAAUUAUGUCUGGCAAUGCUAUUAAUGCGCGUGUUUAGAUGUUUUUCUCCUCUGAGAUUUUUCUGUCUGCAUUUCUAAGCUCAUGUUCAGAUUUGUUGCAGUUUACGUGCACCAAAGAUGCACUACUCAAACUGGCUCAUUGACAUAAAGAACAAGGCAAGCCUUCGAAAUGAGUACCAAACAUCUUUCAGCGCCAACUGGAAUCAUAGACGGGAUUCCGCAGACAUGGAGAACAGUAGCAAGAAGAAGCCCAACGAAAGAACAUCCGAGCUUGCGAUCCCCAAUCACCUCUGGAAGAGGGGUUACAAAGUCAUCAAGAAGAUUGGAGAAGGUGCAUUUUCAGAGGUGGUGAAAACUCAGAGCCUAAAAGAUGGAAAGUUUUAUGCCUGUAAAACAAUGAAGCAGACAAUAAAAAGUUUGGAACAGGCCAACAAACUUCAAGAAGUCCAGGCGAUGAAGAGACUCAGCCCUCAUGCAAACAUCAUUCAACUGCAUGAACUCAUUUUCGACAAAGUGACGGGAACGGUAUCCCUCGUCUGUGAGCUGAUGGAGAUGAACAUCUAUGAGUUCCUACAAAAAAGGAAAAAGCCUCUACCUGACCAUAUGGUCAAAAACUACAUGUACCAAUUGUGCAAGUCACUUCAACAUAUGCACAGUUGUGGGAUCUUUCACAGAGAUGUAAAGCCAGAGAAUAUCCUCAUUAAGCAAAAUGAUUUAAAGCUUGCCGACUUUGGCUCGUGUCGGAGUGUUUACUCCAAGCCGCCGCACACAGAGUACAUCUCCACGCGCUGGUACCGAGCGCCCGAGUGCCUCCUAACGGACGGGUAUUACAACCUGAAGAUGGACAUCUGGAGCGCCGGUUGUGUCUUCUUUGAGAUUAUGAGUUUGAAGCCUCUCUUCCCUGGAGCGAAUGAGUUGGACCAGGUUGCCAAGAUCCACAAUGUGCUGGGAACUCCAGAUCAAAGUCUCCUCCAAAAGUUUAAGCAGACUCGAGCGAUGCCCUUCAACUUCCCCCCGAUGAAGGGCACGGGCAUCUCUCGUCUGAUCCCCAACUGCCCGGCUCCCGCUCUGUCCCUGCUUUAUCAGAUGCUGGCAUACGAUCCGGACGAGCGCAUCUCUGCAGAAACGGCCCUGAGGCACACCUACUUCAGAGAGAUCAGGAUGACAGAGAAGAAAUCCGAGACUUCUCAUUUCCUUUUUGGAACUCUGGAUGCAGCGGGAAACAGAUUAACGCAGCAAUCGCUUGAGAAAAUCUGGCGGCCGAGCAGCUUUGGUAAACAACUGAAAGGAAGACACAUGAGACAGACGCCGUUAACAACUCACAACAUGAAGCACAAAACAGACCCGCUUAUUAGACACAACACUCCUCAUUACCUACCGCCGUUGUCCAAGAUGAAAAAGGUCGUUUCAGGACCGCAGAGGUCGUUCAGAGUCUCCCCUCCGCCAGCUUUCACCUCCGAUAACAGGGAAGUGCUGCCUCCCAUCUUGGCAAAAAAGUGUCUGCCACACCUGGUUAAGCAUCCGAAUGGUUCCCAACAGUCCGGUCCCAAGACCUGCUUACCCCCCCUGAACAGCAAAAACAAGGACACCUAAGGGCAAAACCUGAGACGGGGCAGAGCUGGAACUCUACGACAUGCUUGAGAAAGAAAAUGCAAUAAAGACAGAAAAAACAAACA